Molecule: messenger RNA, 1172 nt
Organism: Trachemys scripta elegans
Lineage: Eukaryota; Metazoa; Chordata; Testudines; Emydidae
Product: olfactory receptor 51G2-like
Exons: 2
Coding region: 111-1046 (311 amino acids)
Biological process (GO): G protein-coupled receptor signaling pathway
Cellular component (GO): membrane
Molecular function (GO): olfactory receptor activity; G protein-coupled receptor activity
Source: RefSeq, a predicted model, not a curated record
CUCCAAUGAGUCCUUGUCCUUUACAAUGAAGACUUCUGGUGUCAGCUGCUCCCCUUCUAGCAGGAAUUGGGAAGGAAAGUUCAAAAGUCCCCGGAUCUGCCCAGUACAUUAUGUCAGCUGUCAAUGACACCAAAUUCAACUCUGCAGUGUUCCUUCUCACUGGGAUACCUGGGCUGGAAGACAUCCAUCUCUGGAUCUCCAUCCCCUUCUGCUUAAUAUAUGUUAUUUCAAUAGUAGGAAAUUCAGUCAUUCUGUUCAUUAUAAAAACAGAUCCAAGCCUCCAUGAGCCCAUGUACAUUUUCCUUUCCAUGUUGGCCGUCACAGACCUUGGCAUAUCCAUAACCACCAUAUCAACAAUACUGGGCAUUUACUUGUUUAACUCUAGGGAGAUCAGCCUCAAUGCCUGUUUAGCCCAGCUGUUCUUCAUCCAAUUGCUUCAAUACACUGAAUCCUCUCUGCUGUUGCUGAUGGCCUUUGACCGCUUCAUCGCCAUCAAUAACCCGCUGAGAUAUGCUUCCAUCUUAAACUCACAGAGGAUAGCGAAGAUGGGACUGGUGGCUGUGCUAAGAGCGAUGGUCCUAAUACUUCCUCUUCCCUUUCUCCUGAAACGGUUGCAAUACUGUCGAGCCAAUGUCCUUUCCCAUUCCUACUGCGUGCACCGAGACGUCAUGAAGAUGGCUUGUUCGGACAUCACAGUCAACAGCAUCUAUGGAUUGUUCACUAAACUCUUCCAGAUGGGGUUGGACUCACUGCUCAUCUUUCUCUCUUAUGUGAUGAUCCUCAAAACAGUGCUGAGUAUCGCGUCCUACGAGGAGUGCCUGAGGGCCCUGAACACUUGCGUCUCUCACCUCUGCACCCUCCUGCUCUUCUACACACCAGAGAUCAGCUUGUCUGUGAUACACAGAUUUGGGAAGGGCUCUUAUCCCUUACUUCAGAGUCUCUUGGGCUACAUGUCCCUGCUUCUCCCAUCACUGAUGAACCCAAUUGUGUACAGCUUGAAAAGCAAACAACUUCGCGUCAGGAUAAUCAAGUUGUUCAUGAAGUGAAGAGUCAGUUCACCAUCUGGCUCCAGUGACAUGUGUUAGGAUAUAGAUAUUCAGGCCUGUCUGUAAAUUCUUAUACUUUCAGUAGAAUGAUUGGUUAAGGUAUAGCUGAGAAUACUACUAUAUAAA